Molecule: messenger RNA, 501 nt
Organism: Macrosiphum euphorbiae (potato aphid)
Lineage: Eukaryota; Metazoa; Arthropoda; Insecta; Hemiptera; Aphididae
Source: the annotation of a GenBank genome assembly
AUGCACCAGAACAUUUUCAUUGUCAGCUUGUUCGCAGUGGUGAUAAUUCUCCAAAUUGCCAACGGUCUACCAAAUCGCCGUUUGGAUACAAAUUAUAUCAAUGAAGUGCAAAAGUUGAAUGGAAACAAUGGAUUUAUGAUGCCAUCCAAUAAUAUUCCAUUUAAGAUCCAAGCAACGCAAACGAAAAAUAGACCACCUGCCUAUGGUCCAUCCGAACCUUACUCAUCUCAAUCACCUCUUCCACAACCAACCUCGGACUCGCGUCCCACAUCGGCAACUGAUCCUAAACUGGAAACAGCUACCCCAUCGGCAACUAAUCCUAAAAUGGAAACAGCUCCCCCAACGGCUACUAAUCCUAAAAUGGAAACAGCUACCCCAUCGGCAACUAAUCCUAAAAUGGAAACAGCUCCCCCAACGGCAACUAAUCCUAAAAUGGAAACAGCUCCCACAUCGGAAACACCACCCACUGCGAUGACAAAACCAACUCCUCAUAAUUAUUGA